Molecule: messenger RNA, 7382 nt
Organism: Pocillopora meandrina
Lineage: Eukaryota; Metazoa; Cnidaria; Anthozoa; Scleractinia; Pocilloporidae
Source: the annotation of a GenBank genome assembly
CCACCAUAAUGUUUACGUCCAUUUCUAACUUUGUGGGUAAAUUUCGUCGUUUUUCUCGGCGAUGUUGUCUUAUUAAUCUCACUGGGAGAUGCAUAGCUUCGUCUAGUGUAAACAACAACCGUUCUGAGAGGAAUUCUGUAGUAUUUUUGAGAGCAAGAGAAUAUAAAGACCGAGUUGCGAUCGUUGAUUCGAAUGGAAGCCACUCUUACGAGCGUAUUCUAUUCUUGAGUCAAGCAAUUGGGAAUAGCAUCUUACAGAGGAUCAGAGGAAGAGACCUUUCUGGCCGCUGUGUUGCUUUUCUCUGUCCAAACGACGUUUCGUAUGUAGCUACGCAAUGGGCGAUCUGGAGAAAUGGCGGCAUUGCAGUUCCUCUCUGCAAUUCUCAUCCUACAAGCAUGUACGAUUACAUGAUACAAGACUGUAACUCCGAUUUAGUCAUAUCGUCCAGUGAUUAUGCGCCUAAACUGGAACCACUAGCUAGGGGACAAGAAGUCACUAUUAUGUUUUUGACAGAUGUCGAUCAAGUCUUAACGUCUGCUAAUCAGAUGUUGUCAAGUGAAGAGCUCACUGCAGUGGAGAUGGCGGAGCAAUGCUGGGAUGAGCGUAAUGCAAUGAUUGUGUAUACAAGUGGAACCACAGGUCAGCCAAAAGGUGUUUUGUCCACUCAUGGAAAUUUGAGGUUAGUUAUUGUUUGGACCAGUGGGCAGACUUUACUCAUAUACAGAAUAUUGUUGAGCUAAUCUAAAGGAAAUCUGUUACUUAUCUUGUCACAAACAAAAGAGAACAAAAACACUCCAGACCUUUGGAUUCUGCACUUCAAUGUUGUACCACACAAUAAAUAUAACGUAGAAAGCAACCAGGCCCUCAUUAUUAGUGCUGCAGGAGGAGUGCUUCACCCAUAAGACAAUUUUAGAACAAUGGGGGAGGGGAAGGGGUCUGCUAAUCAUUGCCAGACCAUGCACAGACUUCUCAUGCAAGAGAAAAAAUGCUCGCACCAACAGGCUAUCUAUAAGGGCCUGCCUGCAGCUUAGAAUAACAAUCUAGAUCAUUACAAGCCUAUUACCAAUCUCUUUGUCUCAUACUUGUUACUAGUCUGGUGAAUAACAUCUCUUUUCACAUUCUACAAGCAAGCUCAAAAUUUACUGUCAUUUUAGUUCUAUACACUUACUAAACAAGUUAGUAUUGGUAACAACAUGAUUUCAAGUGCUUUUUGAUGGUGAUAAGCACAAGUAAUUUUUUCAAAAAUGACAAAAUUGCAAAAGCCCACAGGGUGAGUGCAUUUUGUAGUCUUUGAAGAUGAGAAAUCAUGUUGUUACUUGUUAAUAAUUUACAUGAAAAACACAUCAUAGAAAGCCAAGAAAGACAAAAUUCUGGUAGGAUGCACAUGCUAUUUGCUAAUUUCACAUGUGUUACAACUUUACACUCACUUUCAAAAUGCAUUCAUUUUCAGAUAAUCAGACACACAUAAUUUUUUCAUGUAUAUUAUUAGGUUUGAAAUUACCAUUCUCCUUCAAAAUAGGUGAGUGUGAUUGUUUUUAAUUACCCGACCAUCAGCACCACUUAAAUUUGCAUUAUUUUGUUGCAUCAGAUCACAGAUUACUGCUUUAGUCAAAGCAUGGGAAUGGAAGGCAGCUGACUAUACUAUCCACUGUCUUCCACUUCAUCAUGUCCAUGGCAUAGUAAAUGUCCUUCUUUGCCCUUUGUGGGUUGGAGCCACAUGUCACAUGUUACCUAAAUUUAUGCCUGACAAGGUAAAUGAUUAAAAAAGAGUUAGUACUUAUUCUCCUUGCUGACUGCAUAAAUUUGUUGUCUCUUUACAUCAGAAAGCUGGUAUUACCUGCAACAUAUUGUGGUAGGAGUUAUAAAUUUUGCUACUAUUGUGCUGAGGAAUUACACUCACUAUAAAUUUACUAGAGUUAGCUUGAAUCUUACUAAACUUUAUCAGUUUUUGAUAGCACACUGAACAGAUUUUGAGGAGACUGUUCAAAAGUUAAAAUGUUUUAUUGUAUGACCCAAACAACUUGAUGAGCACUUUUUAUAAAAAAAAAAAAAAAAAAAAAAACUUAAAAAGUGUCUGGCACAUGAUCGUAUAGUUUUAAUUCACUUUAGGACAAGACAUGAGGCACAUCAACAAGGAGGAGGAGUUUAAAUUCAGGGGAGCACCUAUCUAAUUGGGGGAAGGGGGAAGGGAGUCCAAAUUCGGGGGGGGGGAACAGCUAUCUCAUUGUUCUGAAAAAAACUUGCGAUAGGGUGAACAGAGCUGCAUAAAGCCACAUGGCACAGUGUAAGGUCUACAAGGUAAAAGAACUUGGAAGAAGGAGAUAGAUGGAAAUUAUUGACAAAGUAGCAGUCUUGUGAUGAAAGCUGGUCGACUGAGUUCAAUCACACAUGUAGGAGGAGGGAAAUAUUUGAGCUUAACUGGGUCCUAACAUCAUGAGCUCUUGCUGAGUUAAAAAGUAAAUAUGAAUCAAGAGAUUUUAAACAUGCAUGAUGAACAUAGCAUAGAGUUAUCUCUCCAUAUUUAUACACAGGUGUGGGAUAUCCUAACCGGAGAUGAGCCACACCCAUCUUUAUUCAUGGCUGUUCCAACAAUUUACAGCAAACUGAUAGAGCACUAUGAAAAAGAGAACCUGACGAAAGAAGAGAAGGAGAAUAUAAGAUUUAGAUGUGAACAACUCAGGUAGAUUUAAUUUGUGUUCUUGUUCUUUUUAUGGAAUUCCAUAUUUUUUUCUGUAUAAGCUGCUCUUCAGAGAUAAAAAAUUUAUCAUGAUCUAGUAUUUAAGUUGUGUGAUGGUUAUUGUAUUCUUGUAAAUGUCAAAUGUGAACCCUUCAAUUCCCAUGAUCUAAUUCUUAAUUCUCCCUAAUACUUGCUACACAUUUCCUUGUAAAUUAGUGACAAGUGUUUGGUUUUAGAUUACGAUAAAAACUUGUACCUGAUAAGUAUAGGUAUUCUCAUUACCUGCUUGGUGGAUUAAUGUAUGGAUAUUAUAGAGAGAGGUUACAUGUUAAUCACUUUGGGAGUUAAAGGGUUAAUGAGUUUGUGUGUUUGUUUGUCUAUGAUUUCAAACUGUGGAUAACAGAUUAAUGGUGUCUGGUUCAGCUGCUCUCCCUGAGCCUGUCAUGAAAAGAUGGAAGGAAAUAACAGGUAAAUAUGACCCUUUAGAAUAUCACUACUUUAAAAUCACAUUGAAAUCCAACAUUCCUUUAUCUGACAAAAUAUAUCAUUCCUCUUGUCUUGUGGGUGGAACAAGGAAAAAUGAAUAGCUUCCUAUUAAGAAUCAAACCCUAAACCUUUAGAUUCCACACCCUCAUUCACCACUAUUGUGUGACAGACACUUCUAUAAUAAGCUGGACCAUUUAUCCUUUACAUCCAAACAUCAAUAUGCAUAUUCCCUAUACUGUUCACUACACAUUUUCCAAGGUGCUGACAAGGAGAAUUUGUAUAACAAUCAGUAUUUUUUUAGUUGGUGAUCAUUUCCUUUAUUCUCGUGACCUUCAUAUGUGAUUCUGAGGAGAUAUUGUGAGGAAAAAUUAGAUGCUAGUCACUCUAAAGUUGUAAGUUUUAAUCAAAGAAAUCAUUCUUGCAGUAAAUCUUACCAAUCAUGAAAUACUGAGUUCACACAUCCAAAGCCGAUUCCAACAAUCCCUGAAAACCCUUUUGGAACCUUGAAAAAAUACGGUUAAAAACCUUAAGGCCGACAAAAUCCCCUCUUCCCUUCCCCCCCCCUCCUUCCCCUGCAACGUUGGUAAGAAUAUAGGAAACGUCCAACAUUGCUAAUGAAAAAUGGGGGAGGACGGCCGGAAUAGAUAGUGAGCAGGUCCUUAAUCUUAGCGCUGCAGGACGCGCGUUUCUCCGCCCGUGUGAAGAUUUGAGACGAGUCAAGAAGAGGUUUUAUCAGUGCUAUACCUCUUGCAAUCCUCUCGCAGGUUCGUGUCACUUAAGGCCUCAUUCUUGCCCGCAGGCGAAGAAACACUUGUGCUGAAGUGGUAAUAAAAAGGGCUUGUUCGAAGGCUAAAACAAUUGUCUCAAUUACGUUUGGAUUUUGGACUAAAAUGUGACCAGCAUUCCGUAUAUUGUUAUAAUUGGCAUUGUUAAAAAUUCGUAUGAAUAAAAAGAAUACGGAACAUAUUAAAGAUGCUUAUCUAUGUUUACUAAAGGACAUACACUGUUAGAAAGAUACGGAAUGACAGAGAUAGGCAUGGCUCUAUCGAACCCUCUGCGUGGACCAAGAUUAGCGGUAAGAUGUAACAAUCAUCUAGCCAAUCAUAUAGUGAGUAUAAUAAUACACGCAUUUUGAUUGGUUCCUCUCCCUGUUCUAUUGAAAGGCAGACUUAGAAAUGACGUCACCAUUAAAACUUUCUGCCUACUGAUUGUAGAAAACAAAUAGAUUCCAUGUUGUUCCAUGUGUUUAAUAAUAGAUCAGAGAUGGCUUCGAAAUGUGGCUGUAGCGUAUAGCGUCGGAAUAAGUCUUGUGUAAGGCGUGAAGAAAAACUCAACAGAGGUUUAUUUUCAGAUAAUAUAUCGACUCCAACGUGAAACAUGAAACGAGGCUGACAAGCGACAGCGUGAAGACUUACCGCAUUCAUCUGGGAGCUAUCAAUGAAAAGUCGCACGGCGACAUGGAAUCCAUUGGCCAAAUAGAGUUGAAUACUGUAUAAUAAUCCCACACAUAACUUUAUCAUGUGACUACUUAUUUAACCGAUGAAAUGUUGUGUCAGCGCAGGGCUCUGUGGGAACCCCUUUACCUGGAACAGAAGUUCGGGUUGUCACAGAGAACGUGGAUGGUGAAAAAGAGGUACGUGAAUUUUUCAUCAUCAUAUUUGUAUAAACCAACAGUUAUUGGGUUGCAAAUUUGAAAUUUUUUCUAAUUCCCGUCAAUCAGGUUAUAGCUGAAGGGAACGAACAUGGAUCUCAUGUUUCGUCUUUCAACGAAGGCCGAGAAGGAGAGCUUCAAGUUCGUGGACCAUCAGUGUUUAAAUGGUUGGUCUCUAUCUCAGCAUAAACUGCGUGUUGGUUUUCCACAGCAGUCAACGAAGUAUAAUUAGUAGAAGGAAAUAGGUUGCUGGUUGUUGGCUUAUACGGAUACAUUUGUUCAUCUAAUUAUUUUAACCCUUUACAACCUAACAUUUGUAUUCGUAUUAUCAAAACUGUUCUCUCUACAUUUCCUAUGGUACUGACAAGGAGACUGUUUGAGUAACAAUCAGAGUUUUUCAGGUUGGCUAUCAUUUCCUUUAUUCUCGUGAUCGUAAUGAAUGAUUCAGCAGUAUUUCUGUAGGGAGAAAUUCGAUGCUGGUCUCUCCUAGGGUUGAAAGGGCUAAGGCACGGGGAUGUACACUUUAGGCUGUUGGGUAUUGUCAAGUAAAAUCUGCUUACCAGUCUGCCUUUCUUAUCUGCUGAAGCUCAUCUCGGUUUCUGUGGUAUGAAUUUGCUAUGGAUAUUUCCAUUUCCCAGCCCACGAUAUGGGAUGUUACUCCAAGGCAGAGUGCAGCCCUGUAUAGGGCCAACAUCCUCGGCAUUUUAGGAGGUUGUUCAGAAAUGCUCUUCUCUGGUUUUGAGAUAAACUGCACUAACCAGGGUUAAUUGUACAAUCACGUGAAUCUUUUAUUUACUAUACGAGAGUGUACACUUUUCAAUUUACAUCAUUGUAUCAUUUUCCGCCAGUUACUGGAAUAAACCCGAUGCUACAAGAGAAACCUUUACAGAGGACGGCUGGUUUAAAACAGGCGACACUGCUGGUAAAUAAAUAGCUCCUGCUUUAAGUCUCAGAGCGAAGUUUUUUCUCCUCCGAUUUAUGCUUGCAGAUAUUUUUCCUUCUAAAAUAAACGUCAGAAUUUUUGUUGCGCUCACUUUCCAGCUUAUGCAAAUGGAGUGUACAGCAUUCUGGGAAGGACAUCGGUGGAUAUCAUUAAAAGUGGAGGAUACAAGAUCAGGUCAGAAUCAAAAUGCAUGCUGGGAAGCAGAGUUUUGGUCGGCCUAGUGCCAGUUACCCGCGCAAGUUUAACGCUGUGGCCUGGGUUUGAUUCCUGCCUUGUUCCGAGGAUUUUUCCUAGUUCCUUCCUCGCUCUGCAUAAUCCCAUACUUCAGGUUUCAAUUCUGCUUGGAAAUAUAGAACGAAGGGCCACUUUUUUAUGUAGCGAAGAAGCUUGUGCCAAAAUACAAUUUGGUUCGAUGGAUUUGAGUUUGUAGCCAACAUUUGUAGCCAAAUUGGGCUGUUAAGCAACGCGAAAUUUCUUGGCGGUUUCUAAUGUAACGGUGUUGACAUAUUUUGGUGAAGAUUUGGUAGAGAUGAGAGACGUUCUAUCGCUUCGAUUUGUGUUGAAUUACUUCUUAUUGUUCUCCUGGCGCCGAGUGAUUUUUAUCAGCGGCACUAAUACAUUCCAGGACUACUUACCUAUAAAUGAAAAUUUUUCUUAGACUGUUGUUGAAUUAAAAUGUGCAAUUUUUCUUGUGGACGUUUUUCCCUGCAGUGCUCUUGAAGUUGAGCGACAUCUCUUAUCACACAAUGACAUUGUAGACUGUGCUGUGUUGGGCAAACCUGAUCCCGUGUGGGGAGAGCGUGUGGCUGCAAUUGUCACGCUGAGCCCUGGCAAGGUGUGCAUCUGUCACCUGUAUUGAAAAGUAGGCAGUCCAAGACUGCAUGUGGCUACUGAUGCAACACAAUGUAUACAGCAAUGAAAAGAACAGAGGUUGAGUUAUGAGGCUAGAAGGUACAAAUCAAAAAUUGGAUUCUGGUAUUCAAAAUAAAAAAUCGAAGAGCGGUGUCUAAAAUUAAAAAUCGGACACUUGUUUCCAAAGUCAAAAAUCGGGCACUAUUGUUCUAAAUCAAAAAUUGUUAAGGAGGCAGAAGCCACCACUACUGAAAUGCUUGCUCAGAAAGUGAUCUAGAAAAGUCAUCUACUCAUCUGCGACAAAAUCACCUUUUUCAAAUCCUGGCUUAUCAGCCUUUACUGGCUGAACAAGGCGUUGCAUUUUCAUUCUUUUCGUUUGUCAUUUUUUUUUCUUUAGCUAAUGAUGUUUUCUCUGCUUGUUCGCACAUAGAAAUUGAGUCUUGAAGACUUGAAACGAUGGGCCAGCGGUUUCAUGGUUCCGUACCAGAUUCCCUCGGUCUUGUUGGUGGUCGAGGAGUUGCCACGGAACACUAUGGGAAAAGUGAAUAAAAAAGAAUUAAGAACAGUGUACUUUGGUAAGGAAUGAUAGGAAACAUGAAUGAAACUCGAUUUAGUUGAGCUUUAAGAACAAGAAUAUUUGAGACGAUUAGAAACUGAAGCUCCGAAUAUACAGUAAACGGUUUGGUCAUGAACUUGUGUUGGUUGGUCAUCCAAGUGAGAGUAGUCCUGGGCAGGACUGUUGCCGGCGAUGCUUACUGCUGACCUUUUGACAA